This is a messenger RNA of Schistocerca cancellata (South American locust), 393 nucleotides long. RefSeq lists its product as uncharacterized. The transcript is spliced from 3 exons. Lineage: Eukaryota; Metazoa; Arthropoda; Insecta; Orthoptera; Acrididae. The record is from RefSeq and is a predicted model, not a curated record. The coding region runs from base 1 to 321 and encodes 106 amino acids.
AUGGAGCUGGCGACAGCUGUACAGAUCGCGUUACUGUUGCAGCUGCUGAGUGCCGUCCACACCAGUCCGGCAGUCACCACGCCAGAGGUGUCUCCGUCGCCAAUCACCACGCCGGAGCUGUCCACCGUCACCCCGUGGGCAAUCUGCACGGCACCUAAUGAGACCAUCUGCACCAGCGACUGCUCGCAGGUAAUGAUUUGUAUAGGCGAUCCUUCAACUGCGUACCUGCCUACGGUGGUGGAAACAUGCGACUCCAGUACGAGGUGCAGCUCAGAGCAGGCCGCUUGCGUUGCAGAAGAGGACUCAGACUGUGCGGCGUAAUCGCCUUGCUGGAAAUAGUAACUGUCGAAAAAAUAAAUAAAUCAAAAUUUUCACGAAUAUUAAUCUUGAAGA